UACAGGCUUGUACUGAAGUUCUGGAGCAGGAGUAGUGAAUAGUGAUAACAAGUACUGAACAACAGUAUUUGUUGUUGCCCUAUCCAAAUGGGAUCAAAGAAAUUAGAUUCAACGUCAUCAAAAAACAAGGGAUCAUUUCGUUCCAUUUUCAUGCACGCAGAUAAUAUUGACAAACUUUUGAUGACCCUUGGCUUUCUGGGGUCAGUUGGGGAUGGGGUUCUAAUGCCGAUGAUGCUGCUGGUGACAAGCGAACUCAUGAACAAUAUUGGUGACGCAGCUUCGUCAGUAACAAAAGAUUUCCGUCAUAGCAUUAACAAGAACGCAUUGAUUCUCUGCUAUAUGGCAGCCGGGCAAUGGAUAUCCUGCUUCAUCGAGGGGUAUUGUUGGACUAGAACAGCAGAGAGGCAAGCUUCUACGUUAAGGGCACGAUAUCUUAAAGCAGUGCUAAGGCAAGAAAUUGGCUACUUCGAUCUACAUGUGGCGAGCACAGCCGAAGUCAUUGCAAGUGUCUCCAGUGACAGUCUUGUAAUUCAGGACGUCAUCAGUGAAAAAGUUCCAGUGUCGUUGAUGAAUCUCUCGACGUUUGUGGGGGCAUAUGUUGCUGCGUUUGCAAUGGUCUGGAGGCUGGCUAUUGUUGGAUUUCCUUUUAUAAUAUUUUUGGUCAUACCAGGUCUGAUGUAUGGAAGAUCUCUUAUGAGCAUUGCUAGAAGGAUCAGGGAAGAAUACAACAAGGCCGGGAUAGUUGUAGAGCAGGCCAUUUCUUCCGUCAGGACCGUUUACUCCUUUGUUGGGGAGAGUAAAACUAUCGCAGAGUACUCGUCUGCUCUUCAGGGGACACUGAAAUUGGGGCUGCGACAAGGUUUGGCAAAAGGUUUGGCCAUUGGUAGUAAUGGUGUGGUGUUUGCAAUUUGGUCUUUCAUGUCCUAUUAUGGCAGCAGAUUGGUCAUGUACCACGGUGCCAAAGGAGGGAAUGUUUUUGCAGUCGGUGCUGCCCUUGCCGUCGGUGGAUUGGCACUGGGUUCUGCCUUAUCCAACGUAAGGUACUUGUCAGAAGCUAGUGCUGCAGGUGAACGCAUCAUGGAAAUCAUGAAAAGAGUGCCCAAGAUUGAUUCGGACAACUUGGAAGGCCAAAUUCUAGAAAACGUCUCGGGAAAAGUUGAGUUUAAGCACGUUGAAUUCGCAUAUCCCUCAAGACCUGAAAGCAUAAUUUUCAAGGAUUUUAACCUCGAAGUCCCAGCUGGAAGAACGGUUGCAUUGGUUGGAGGAAGCGGUUCUGGGAAAUCCACAGUUAUUGCUUUGCUGCAAAGAUUUUAUGACCCACUUGGAGGUGAAAUCCUGCUUGAUGGGCUCAACAUUGAUAAGCUGCAACUCAAGUGGUUAAGGUCGCAGACGGGGCUGGUAAGUCAGGAGCCUGCUCUUUUCGCUACAAGCAUUAAAGAGAACAUACUUUUUGGGAAGGAGGAUGCAUCCGUGGAAGAGGUUAUCGAGGCAGCAAAAGCUUCUAAUGCUCAUAACUUCAUUUGUCAGUUGCCUCAGGGUUAUGACACUCAGGUUGGUGAGAGGGGAGUUCAGAUGUCCGGAGGACAGAAGCAGAGAAUUGCCAUUGCCAGAGCCAUUAUUAAAACACCAAAAUUGCUCCUCCUUGAUGAGGCCACAAGCGCACUGGAUGCCGAAUCAGAGAGGAUUGUUCAAGAAGCUCUGGACAAGGCAGCCGUCGGGCGCACCACCAUCACCAUAGCCCACCGUCUCUCCACCAUCCGAAAUGCUGACCUCAUUGCUGUGGUCCAGAAUGGCCAAGUCAUCGAGACUGGCUCGCAUGACGAGCUAGUUGAGGAUGAAAAUGGUUUCUACACGUCGCUCAUCCGCCUUCAACAGACGGAAAAAAUCAGCCAAGUUGAAAGCAAUGCGAGCGCACUGGCGUCGCUGUCCAAUGCAAUCAGCGACAGGCACAGCACCAGCAGUCGAAGGCUAUCAAUCUUGAGCAGGUCCAGUUCGGCUAACUCAACCACUCCGAGCCAUAGAGCAGAGAAUGCAGCAGCUCCCGGGGAUCAAGUGUUUUCAGUACCCUCGUUCAGAAGAUUAUUGGCCAUGAACCUGCCUGAAUGGAGGCAAGCAACGGCAGGGUGUAUUAGUGCAGUACUGUUCGGCGCAAUUCAACCGACGUACGCCUUGGCGCUGGGAUCCAUGAUAUCGGUGUAUUUCUUGCCCGAUCACAGAGAGAUCAAGAAAAAGACGGAGAUAUAUGCUCUGUCCUUUGUGGGGCUGGCAGUUGCUUCAUUGGUGAUAAAUAUAUGUCAGCAUUAUAACUUUGCAGCCAUGGGGGAGCAUUUGACAAAGAGGAUCAGGGAAAAGAUGCUGUCCAAGAUGCUCACUUUUGAAAUAGGGUGGUUCGAUCAGGAUGAGAAUACAACUGGUGCCUUAUGCUCCAGGCUAGCAAAGGAUGCCAAUGUGGUAAGGUCAUUAGUUGGGGAUAGAAUGGCGCUGCUGGUUCAAACUAUUUCUGCAGUGAUCAUCGCAUGCACUAUGGGCCUAGUCAUCGCCUGGAAGCUAGCUCUGGUCAUGAUAGCCGUUCAACCCCUUAUCAUCACCUGCUUUUACUGUAAGCGCGUUCUGCUAACCACCAUGACCAAGAAGGCCAUCAAAGCCCAGCAGGAAAGCAGCAAGGUCGCUGCUGAAGCCGUCUCCAACCUUAGAACCGUCACCGCUUUCAGCUCCCAAGCUAGGAUUCUCCGGAUGCUUGAACAGGCCCAACGAGGCCCCCGACGGCAAAGCAUUCGGCAGUCAUGGUUCGCCGGUGUUGGGCUUGGUACGUCCAACAGUCUCAUGUCGUUGACGUGGGCUCUCGACUUUUGGUAUGGGGGUAAACUGAUUGGAGAGGGUGAACUUGGAGCAAAAGCGCUGUUCCAGACUUUCAUGAUUCUGGUCAGCACCGGUCGCGUAAUUGCCGACGCGGCUACCUUGACCAAUGAUCUAGCCAAAGGGUCCGAGGCUGUCGGGUCUGUUUUCGCAGUUUUGGAUCGGUACUCCUCGAUCGAACCUGAGGAUCCAGAAGGCCACAAGCCCAACAAGGUUACGGGCCACGUCGAGCUCCGCGAUGUCGAUUUUGCGUACCCCUCCAGGCCCGAUGUGAUCAUCUUCAGUGGGUUCUCCCUCAAAAUUCAGGCGGGGAAAUCAACGGCGUUGGUGGGACAAAGCGGCUCAGGGAAAUCCACCAUAAUCGGCUUGAUCGAGAGGUUCUAUGAUCCGCUGCGCGGGGUGGUGAAGAUCGACGGUCGAGAUAUAAAAGCAUACCACUUGAGAUCGCUGAGGAAACACAUUGCACUGGUGAGCCAGGAGCCCACAUUAUUCGCCGGCACCAUACGCCAGAACGUCGCGUACGGAGCAUCGGAGGACGUGGGCGAGGCGGAGAUCAUUGAGGCUGCUAAGGCAGCCAAUGCUCAUGAUUUCGUCGCGGGGUUGAAGGAUGGAUAUGACACGUGGUGCGGAGACAGGGGAUUGCAACUAUCGGGAGGGCAAAAGCAGCGGAUUGCCAUCGCCCGGGCUAUCCUGAAAAACCCGGCAAUACUGUUGUUGGACGAAGCAACCAGCGCACUUGACAGUCGGUCUGAAAAGGUGGUGCAAGAUGCACUGGAGAGAGUGAUGGUGGGAAGGACCAGUGUGGUUGUGGCGCACAGGCUAAGUACAAUCCAGAGCUGCGAUACGAUUGCGGUUUUGGACAAAGGGAAGGUGGUGGAGAAAGGGACACAUUCUUCUCUGCUGGCCAAAGGUCCGAGCGGAGCUUACUACUCUCUUGUCAGCCUCCAAACAACCGCCAAUUCAACCGACGCCAUUGCCUAGACACUGUCUUUAAACUUUUUCCCGCCUUCUCGAGUUUCAACCUUGAUUGAGAGAGAUUGGGCUCAUCUUCAUGAAGCACUAACAUUUAAUCAACUCAAACUGUAUCCCGCGACUUUUAAAAGCACUAUGCUUUUUUCCCUAAAUGUUUAAUAAGAUUAUGAAAUCACGAC
Coffea eugenioides is the source of this 4007-nucleotide messenger RNA. RefSeq names its product ABC transporter B family member 15-like. Gene Ontology annotation, cellular component: membrane. Bases 88 to 3837 code for a protein of 1249 amino acids. The record is from RefSeq and is a predicted model, not a curated record. Gene Ontology annotation, biological process: transmembrane transport. NCBI's taxonomy places the organism in Eukaryota, Viridiplantae, Streptophyta, Magnoliopsida, Gentianales, Rubiaceae. The transcript has 7 exons. Gene Ontology annotation, molecular function: ATP hydrolysis activity; ATP binding; ABC-type transporter activity.